This is a messenger RNA of Ruditapes philippinarum (Manila clam), 984 nucleotides long. RefSeq lists its product as uncharacterized. Lineage: Eukaryota; Metazoa; Mollusca; Bivalvia; Venerida; Veneridae. The record is from RefSeq and is a predicted model, not a curated record. The transcript is spliced from 2 exons. Bases 1 to 984 code for a protein of 327 amino acids.
AUGAAGGUCAUUUGGAGGGAGGGAGAGCUGUGCAGGGAGUGGCUCAAGGCUGAGGGUUGCUUUACACCUAAAGAAGAGGAGGCAACAACUCUCAGUCAAUUCAGGACAUUUUCACUCCUCAACAUAGAGGAAUCGUUCACUACCGACUGGCAGAAGGCUAGAGGUAGGAAUAGUGACUGGAUGUACAUAUCAGUGGUUUUGUUUGCUACAGCCAUGAACCUCAUUAUGAAGUCAGCCGAAAAAACUUCCAGGGGACCGAAAAUGGCAUCAGGAUCUAUUCAACCUCCGACAAGAGCAUUCAGGGACGACAUGACUAUCACAGCCAAGUCGUAUGUAGAAGGUCGAUGGCAGGAUAUAGGUGAAAUCAUUACAUGGGCAAGGAUGAGGUUUAAGCCAGCCAAGUCUAGGAGCAUGAACUUAAGGAAGGGAGUGAUACAGGACAGCGCCAGAUAUCGAGUAUAUGAUCAGCACAUACCCACUGUUAAGGAAAAACCUGUGAAGUGUUUGGGCAAGUGGUACAGGGGUGACAAGGAGAGUAAAGCCGAUACAGAGUCACAAUUAAAGGGCUGGUUGAAACAAGUGGAAAAAUGUGGACUCCCAGGGAAAUUUAAAGCCUGGAUCUAUCAACAUGACAUCCUUCCAAGACUACUUUGGCCACUUUUGAUUUAUAGUGUGCCAUCGUCCGCAGUAGAAGCUAUGGAAAGAACCAUUAAUGGCUUUCUAAGAACAUGGUUUGGAGUGCCAAAAAGUUUCACCAGCCUUGGCUUAUACUUCACAAAAAGUAAGCUACAAUUGCCACUCAAAGCCUUAACAGAAGAAUAUAAGGUUACAAAGACACGCCAGGUCAUCAUGCUCCGAGACAGUGCGGAUGAGAAAGUAAGAAAGGCAGGAGUAAAGAUACUUACUGGAAGGAAACGGAAGGCAGAAAAAGAUGCAGAGUCACGGGUCCGCCACAGUGACAUUGUUGGGGAAGGCUGGGACUAG